GCAAAGAAAAACUGUCGAAAGCGGAAAACAAAGCAGAUAGCGGUUCAAGCAGGGAUUAGAGAUUACAGGGAAAUUUGUGGAAACAUUAUAACAAAUAAAUUAAAAACAAAACCAACAAAAAGAUGCCAUUAGAGUAUUUCAUCUUUGGGGUGAUUACCUUUCUUUUGACAGGUGGUCAAUGUAAGGUAACUGAGGUCUUUGCUGAAGCCGGCUCUCAGGUUGUGCUACCCUGUAAAUGUAGCCCGUCGCACCCCUUUAUCCCCUACAUCAUCUGGAGUAAUGCCGACAAAGGCACUGUUUGGAGAAAGGAUAGGAAUGGUCUGCAGUACUGGGGCUCUAGGUGGUCUCCAAAAGCUGGUCCCCAACGCGUUAGAUGCCCCCACUCCCAGUUUGAAAGAGGCGAUUUCAGCCUGCAAAUAAACGACGUGAGGGUGGAGGAUGGAGGAGAUUACACUUGCACGGUGGCACAUGGAGACGAGGUUGUUGAAAAAGUCGUCACACUCAGAAUCACUAAAGUGUCCGUCUCGUCAUCAGUUCCCAUAUGGGGGGACGUUGUUUCGAUCAGCUGUAACGUGACUCCUUGGCCUCACGGAGCCUCUGUGCUGUGGACAUUGAACAACAGCCCAUUUGUGCCUCAAACUGGAAUCGCCUCAAACAGAGGUACCAGUAAAAAUGUUGUGAGGGAAAAGGCAACGGCGAGACUGACGGGAAACUGGACCUGUGUGGUGGACUACAAGGGCAAAGAGGGGCGAGCUUCGGCAGCUCUGACCGUGAGGGGUGUCAUCAACCCAUCCAAAGACCAUUCUAAAGUGUAUGCUGCUGUGGGAUCUGCAGUCACACUUCCCUGUGUGUUCUCUCCUGGUUUGAUCCCCUCUAAUCCAGUCUGGGAGAAACUGAAACCUGGGUUUCUUUUUAAACCUGCUCCUGGUCCCCUUCCGGCCUCUUUCUCUCCAUCCAAGCAGUUCUCUCCGCGCCCCUACGAUCAAUCUGCCAGUUUGAAAGAAGUCGAGUUUGAGGAUGAGGGCAGGUACAGAUGCUCUGGCACCGUAGAAGGACAACGGUUGACUCGAAAUAUGCAGCUUGUCGUUGCCAAAGUUCACAGCAGCAUCCCAUCAAAGAACACAGGCUCUGUGACGCUGACCUGCCAACUGACAGACACCAGCGAGGUCAUCGACUAUGAGUGGGUUCAUGUGGUCUAUGACCUCAAUGGCACCCAGUCAUUUGGGUCCAUCCAGAAGGGGAAGACUCUGAGUAUGAGCACAGUGUCCGAGGAGAACCAGGGCGAAUGGGCAUGUCAUUUCUACGGGAAACACAGCCUUUUGGGAAAUGUAACAUACCACAUUCAACUGAUGAGUGGUCUUAGGGGACAGAAACCUUCGGGUGUCUCACAUAACACUGCUGCCCUGGUUGGUCUCAGCUUUCUCCUCCUCGUUCUGCUGUUGGUUUUGGCUCAGAUGUACAAGAACCACCAAAGGAGGAAGAGGAUCUUUCAGUACCCUGCGCUGGAGACAAUUGUUCAUACUGUCUCGAAUGAGCGGGAGGAGAGAGAAAGAAACCAAGUGAAAAUGUAGAGACAUUAAAGCAGAGGCAUUGCAGGAAACUAAACUGAAGUGUGAUCUUCUUCUACCUUCAUAUCUGCAAUAUGUUGGUUGACUUCUGUUUGUACAAUUUUUGUAAAUACUGUAUUUUCAGAGCAGGCAUUGUAGCAGUAUUGUUGAAUUUGAAAUUUUGUGUAUUAUCCUGUUAUUUGUAUUGUAUCUGUUUUCAAUUAUCUA
Messenger RNA from Anarrhichthys ocellatus (wolf-eel), 1775 nucleotides. RefSeq names its product lymphocyte activating 3 (gene lag3). Bases 123 to 1571 code for a protein of 482 amino acids. The record is from RefSeq and is a predicted model, not a curated record. The transcript has 8 exons. Gene Ontology annotation, biological process: T cell activation; positive regulation of ERK1 and ERK2 cascade; interleukin-15-mediated signaling pathway. Lineage: Eukaryota; Metazoa; Chordata; Actinopteri; Perciformes; Anarhichadidae. Gene Ontology annotation, cellular component: membrane raft; external side of plasma membrane. Gene Ontology annotation, molecular function: MHC class II protein binding; protein tyrosine kinase binding.